Messenger RNA from Chroicocephalus ridibundus (black-headed gull), 6545 nucleotides. RefSeq names its product solute carrier family 16 member 12 (gene SLC16A12). Lineage: Eukaryota; Metazoa; Chordata; Aves; Charadriiformes; Laridae. Gene Ontology annotation, biological process: monocarboxylic acid transport; transmembrane transport. The coding region runs from base 902 to 2374 and encodes 490 amino acids. Gene Ontology annotation, cellular component: plasma membrane. The transcript is spliced from 12 exons. The record is from RefSeq and is a predicted model, not a curated record. Gene Ontology annotation, molecular function: monocarboxylic acid transmembrane transporter activity.
AGAAAUUUGGCACGCGUUUCCUUAGAGAGCUGUGCUUGCGUAAGCAGCCCCCUGCCACCCUCUGAGCUGUACUAGUACAGCCAUUUGUGGGGCUGGUGGGGAAGUGCAUUGGGGACCUGCCGCGGGUUCAAAAGUGCCUUUUCUUCCUUGGUUAUCCAUUACUUUUAGCUCUAAUCUGUCUGACUGUGUGGCUGCUGUGUCAGGGCUGAGAAAGCGGCCUGGGAGGAAGGAACGUGUGGCAGGGAGCAGGAGGUUUUCUGGGCUUUGGUGUGAAUGCUGUCUUGGAGUGUUACGUGAAUAACGGAGAAGAAUGAAGCAACAUCUUUUUUAUGUGUUAUGUCUGGUCUAUGUUGUGGAUGUACCUCCACACUUGCACACACCAGGAAACAGGUUUACAAGUUGAUGCAAAGUGUUGACAUGUGGCAAGACUUUGACCAAACCAUAGUCGUAUGACUGUCCAAUCUGAACAGCUAGCAAAUGCAUUUCUUCAUGAUGGCUCCUUGACCAGUACCGUCAAUAAGGAAGCUGAGAUAGAAGAGCUAGGACUACUAUUUUAUUUUUUUAAAACUUCCUCAUAACUCCUAUGGGCGCGUGGUACCAGUUCUGUGUGUCUAUGGAGCCAAGAAGAUACAAGCUGAGGAGCUGUAUGGGAACACCAGAGAAAAUGAAAAUGGAAAUUAACUUCUAAAGAAUUAAAAUAGCCAGAAAUCUGGAGAGCAAAGAGUUCAAGGUUUCAGCUGAAAACCUCCCAAGAAAAAUAAUGGUCACAGUGACAGUUUGCUAUCAUGUGAUGGCUAUUAACCCAUGUGCCGGACAGCCCUGGCCCAUUCUCGGCAUGCCGGCCGGAGUCGGCCCUCGCCACUGAGGUGGGGAGGAGGGAGGAAUCGCCCCAGCCUGCGCCAUGGCCUCGCCCCAGCGAGCCCGGCACCCUGGCCCUCCCGAUGGAGGCUGGGGGUGGAUGAUCGUUGCCGGCUGCUUCCUUGUCACUAUCUGUACCAGGGCUGUGACGAGGUGCAUCUCCAUUUUCUUUGUGGAGUUCCAGGCGUACUUUGGGCAGGAUUAUGCCAGAACAGCUUGGAUCCAUUCCAUUGUCGACUGUGCUACGAUGCUCUGUGCCCCGCUUGGGAGUUUAAUCAGUAAUCAUGUGUCCUGCCAAGUUGGUAUCAUGCUAGGAGGGCUGCUUGCGUCUGCUGGACUAAUUUUGAGUUCAUUCGCCACCAGCCUGGAACAUCUCUACUUAUCAUUAGGAGUCCUUACAGGGCUUGGGUUUGCACUCUGUUAUUCUCCAGCCAUUGCGAUGGUGGGCAAAUACUUCAACAAAAGAAAAGCGCUGGCGUAUGGAAUAGCCAUGUCAGGAAGUGGAAUCGGUACCUUCAUCCUUGCCCCUGUGGUCCAGCUCUUAAUCGAGCAGUUUUCCUGGCGUGGAGCUUUACUCAUCCUGGGAGGUUUUGUUUUAAACCUCUGUGUCUGUGGUGCCUUGAUGCGGCCUAUUGCUCUUAAGGAGGACCGUAAAACUGCUCCUGAGUUUCUUGAACAGGAUUAUGUCCCCAAAGCACAGAAACGAGACUUAAAACGAAUGUCCGUCUGUUCACCUUUAAUCAAAGCGUGGUCUCAUGAAUGUUUAUGCUACUGUUCGUGGAAGGAAUAUGACUUUUUACUGAUGCCGGGCUUCAUGGUGCUGGCAGUGUCAGUUUUAUUUAUGGCAUAUGGCUGUAGCCCUCUUUUCGUCUAUCUAGUGCCUUAUGCUUUGAGCGUUGGAGUGAGUCAUCACCAGGCGGCCUUCCUCAUGUCCAUACUUGGUGUCAUAGACAUCAUUGGUAAUGUCACCUUUGGAUGGCUAACAGAUAGAAGGUGUUUGAAGAAGCAUCGGCACUUUUGCUACCUCUUUGCUGUGGGAAUGGAUGGCCUCUGUUGUCUUUUCCUGCCAGUUCUCCAAAACUUCCCCUUGCUUGUGCCUUUCUCAUUUACCUUUGGCUACUUUGAUGGAGCCUAUGUAACGCUCAUCCCUGUCGUGACGGCAGAUGUAGUGGGAACUUCUUCGUUAUCAUCAGCACUGGGGGUUGUGUAUUUUCUGCAUGCCAUACCAUAUCUAGUGAGCCCACCUGUUGCAGGUUGGCUUGUGGACACAACUGGCAGCUAUACUGCAUCAUUCCUCCUGUGUGGAUUUUCUAUGAUUUUUAGUUCAACAUUAUUGUGCUUUGCAAGACUAGCAAAGAAAAUCAAAAGAACACACUUGCGGUCGCUCACCAAUGAUACUGGCACCAAACAGCACAUCUGGACAAAUGGAGCAAUAGCUUAUUCUGUCGCAGCAGAAUUAGACCAAAAGGAUGUUGAAUUUUUGGCUGUGGAUACAAACAGCUACGGCAACAGAUGACAAGCACCGUCCGGAUUCAGCACUGCACAGCCGUGACUGAGAUGGAGGUGGCUCUGUAGUGUUACACUGAUGGUACUCCUGCGAAACAAGGCAUCUCUCAAUUAGAUUCUUCUUUCGUGUUUUUAGUUGGCUAAAAUCUACAUACAGCAACAAUAAUAUCAAGUUAAUGCAGUAAUAGAAGAAAGCUAGACUGAAAAUAAAGAGUUUGCAGAUACAAAUGUUCACAGAUUUAUUGGAAAUGCAGUAUGUCGACUCCACAGAUAAUCUCAAAGAUGAUAAUUGGCUAUAAUAAAAAAAAGACUAUAAAGUAAUCAGUCACCAAAACUGAACAAUAAACUUUAACAACAGUAAGCUUUUUGGUGUUCUGGUCUAUUAUGUUUCAAUGGACUAAUCACCACCAAAAAACCUCCACGUUUAUCAGUCUGCGUUAAACUCUUUGCAAAUAACUAUUUCAAAUGCCAAAGCCAUUUUAUUUAGAAAAUCUGACAGGAAACUGUGAUUUAUGCUCAAAGUAUCUCUGGAGCAGCUUUAAUUUUUACAGUGUGCCUGAAUUUUGUACAUAAGUUGCAAUUUAAUUUCAAGUAUGGUUUUAGACUUACUUUCCCAAGCCUCCUACAGCAAAAUGUUGAGGUGGCUGCUGCUUUUCUCCUGAAGAUCUUUAAAGCUUGAAUUUCUAAACAUUGACAUUCCAGGUAUGAUCCUCCAACUGAUCCUUGUCUGGGAGGGUAGAAGAGGUGCUGUGGCUCAUCUACUAUUUGAAGAGGAGUAAAUUUGUGCCAGGGGACUAGGUGUGCUGAUGGACAAACCUGGUUUAGCUGCAUUAGUUUGAAGAAGCUGGAACGCAGCCCGGGAGACAAGAGGAGAGGCUUGGUUGUUUCCGAAUACAGAGCCUCUUCCUCCUGUAAAAUCAGCAGCUGUUGACGAAAUUUAGAGUCUGUGCAAGCAGAUGACUGAGAAACUGCCCACUCCACAGGCGAUACGUAAAGAGGACAUUGGCAGACAAAGUUUUUUCUGCAUAUUCCAGUGGCAAGUCUGUCUCUUCUUGGACCUGGGAACUGUAUCUUCAGAAUGUGCAAAUUAGUCAUUUGUGACACCUGACGAGCUGGUCAGGUCACUUGUCCUGGAUGGCCAGAACACAACAGCUGCGAUUCACCCCUGGUUUCCUGCUACUUGUGUGAGGAAUAUACUACAGCUGGCUGCUCAACCAGAGCUACGGACCAAAUGUAGCUCAUGGGGUAAAUUACUGAUGUGGUGAACUAAUAAAUAAUGGGAUGUUUCCCACUACAUUUCCAAAGUCAUCGAUGCAGGAUUUUCACAUUCGGAAAUGCAAAUAAUUUCUGUGUUUUGAUGCUGUAUAAAGUUGCAUUCUGUUCAUUAGCAAAUUGAUCAGAGUUCGAAUAAUUGUUAUCAACGUUGAACUAGUCAUUUUGUUAUUCAUCUGCAGUGUAUUAAAUGGCUGCUCAUGGCGUCCUGCUCCCGUCUGUGCCUCAGAGGGGAAAGCAAAAUAGACUGACAUUCACAAAUUUUAUUUAGAUCAAGAGUACAGCCAUAGGGGUAUAAUGUAUUUUUACAUAUAUAUGAAUAGUAUGUGUGUCAAGUAAUUCUAUUACUCAUGCAUAUUUCAACGUAUUAAAAUUGUUUGACUUCAGUUGUCUGUGCUCAAACAAAGCAUUUCUCAUUGCCCUGCUUCAGAAGUGUGGUCAGAGCCAGUAGCACGAUUUAUGUGCACAGACCACAGAUUAAGACAUGGGAGUGCAAAAACUGCUUAAAACUGAUGACGUAACCUUUUGUUCCGCUCUGCGUGGCAACUGAGUCCUGGGCCCUAAUUUUGAUUUUAAAAUAUAUUCUUAAAAAUUCUUAAAAAAAGACAAAAAUUAUCCAUGAGUGUUUCUUAAUGAGUUAGGAAAAAUAGGCACAUUUGAGAGGAAAAAAAGGUGGCUUUAUUCAUUAGUAGUGAUGAAGAUACUGUUCUAGAUCUUAAUGCAAAAUUUUAUAUCAAAAAGUAGAGAAUAGUGUGGUCUACAAAGAAGAUAAGCUAUUUCAACAAGUUGUAAGUUAGUGCUGUCAUUUACUGUACAAAAAUCUAAUUGCAUUUUUUUACCACAUCAUGACAUGUCGGCAGCUGUUCAUGCUAUAACUGCAUAUUAUAGAAGUCUGUUAGAAUAAUACUAUAUGCAUUUUUACCCUAGUAAAUCAUACUGUGUAAUAUGUUAUUAGUGUUUUUUGGAUUUUUUUUUUUAAUUUCAAGAUAUUUUUUCAUAGGCUUUUCUGUUUUGUGUUUAACUUAUAAUUAAGGCAGUAUUUCUUGUUUUAAAUAUCUAAUUCAGCAGAAAACAUUCAACUAGUUUUAUACACAGAUCUUUUGUAGGGAACGAUAGAAUGAUUUCAGGGUUUUCUAACACUGUUUCUGUGCUGAAUUAAGCCAAUGGAUAAAAGCUUAUAUACCAGAAUGAUGCUUUCUGUGUGUAAAACACACUGUGAAAUAUCAGCCCUGUCAUGAAUUUCCUCACAGAGAAACAGAGAAGGAAGGAAGCAUAACAAGAAAUGACCUGCGAGUGGAAGAAAUGACAGUAAAAUCCAAGGUUUGCGAAGUCUCAUGCCAAACUUCUACCCCCUGGUCCGUACAACCUAAAUUGAACACCUCAUCUUCAUCCUGCCCUGUGAAAGGCUUCAGGCAGCGUAUUAUAGACGUCUCUGGAUUAUACCAUAUUUAAAAAAAAUGUUUUAUUGUAUCUACAAUGGUUUGGGUUUUUUGUUGUUUUUGUUUUGUUUUGUUUUUUUCAGAGAUUAUAAUAUUCAGGCUGUUCUCCAUAGAGGAUAUUUCCUGGCAUGGCACGGUGCAGUGACGGGCAGAGAACUCUGGGCUAGCUGGGCACAAUUUGCCAAGCUAACACUGCGUGUUCCCACCAGCCCUGUUGAGCACUGGGGGAUACGAGCUUGGAUGCAGCACUGCAUGGCUGAGCCUGCCUGGCUUCCCGGGACAGCGUGGCCUCACUUGGCUGGAGUAACAUCUGCCCGAGGCAGAAACAGAGGGAUCCUAUCUCAGGUGAAUCCUGCCUGGGAUAAUACUCUAUUCUGUGCAGUGAAGGGGAAUUCAUUGUUAGUAAGUGCAACCGCUUACAGCCGCUGAAGGUAUCCCAUCUGUUUCCAUUGCAUGAGGUUUGACAUGAGGAAAUCCUCAUUCUUUUGAAAUUGCUUACAUUGUAGUGAGAGUUUUUAUCAGGUCAGUUUUGGAACCUUUAAUAAAUUGUACCUUGAAAAAUUGUGUGAAAACGGCAUUGGAAAAAUCAAGUACCUCCUGCUGAAAAAUAACCCUGUUUUCAGAAAAAAAUUUUUGAGCCUGAAACGUUUCUGCCAACUUGGAUGACAAUUUAUCUCCUGAAAACCAAAGGUUUUCUGGGCUACUAUAUGGUGAAUAUAUUUCAUAUUGCCACAACAGUUCCUUGUUUGCUUUCUAAAGUGUUAUGAAUUUAUGUGAGAAGGAAGAGCUUGUUUUAGUUAAGCUGUAACAGUACUUCAUGGUCAGCACAACAAAGUCCUUAGCCAGGAUUGCCUCAAUAAAUAAUUCCCUCUACGAAGUGACCGUUCUGGUGUAUUCCAGUAGUUUUCUGUAUAAUUUAGAAGACGCUUUUGAUUCAUUAAUGUAUGCUGCAGGGUUGUCUUCACUCCCUUUUUCCCUGCAUCGCCAGCGUAGGCUCCAGUGAUGUCUUCAUACUUGGGUGCGAAUGAGAGGUGGUUCACCCUCUGUGUGAUUCUGGUUUUGCCCAUUGGACUUGGAGACUGCAAAAGGUGUGGAUUUGUUUUUUUCCGCUUCCCGAAGCUGAAGCUCAGCCUCUUCCCUGUGCCGCCACGCCAGGCAAUGCAGCAGCACCACCCUGUGGGAAAGACCAUUUCUCCCCAUUUACAAGACACUGGGCAAGAACUGGAAGGCAGAGUUUGCACGCAGCAUCCCCGGGCAGCACCGCGGCCCAGCCUGAACCUCCAGAGACUGAAGAAGGCAAAGUGCAAGAAACAGAUUUCUCGCAUCUCUGCACCUCACGGUGUCCGAGAUCCACAUCCUGCUUCAGCAAGGUCCAUGUAAAAUGACAUUCUAGCUUCAGCAGGGAGCUCUUCAAGGAAUUCAUGGAAAUGGCACUAGAAGAAAACAAAGAAAAAUGUACUUACACUCCAC